Mesorhabditis spiculigera is the source of this 1239-nucleotide messenger RNA. Lineage: Eukaryota; Metazoa; Nematoda; Chromadorea; Rhabditida; Rhabditidae. The record is from the annotation of a GenBank genome assembly.
AUGGCGAUGCGCAGAGCAUUUUUCGAUUACUCACUGCUCAUCCUCUACCUUUUCCACCCAAAUACUAAUGCCCAAGCGGUGCCCUUCAUAUUUCCCCAUGGCUACUUUGACGUCAACAAGCUGCAACCAUUCGACGCCGUCUACCUGAAUAUGAUGGCCCAGUCGAACAUUGAAUACCUCGGCACCAACGAAAAGGAGCUGUACCAGCUAGCGGCAAUGCGGACCAAGAUCCCAAAACCGACAAAUGCAACCGAAAGCCCCUUCACACUGCCCCGCAUCGAGCCACCCGUGAAAGAACAACCGCUAGAGCAACUUGCCGAUAAAACCGGCAUGCCAAAGCUUCAGAAAGAAACGCCCAACGAUUUUCCUAAGCCCCCACCAGCGCCGUUUAUGGACGCCUUCCGCCGACUACGCGACGAAACUAUCGACGACUCGGAAGAUGGUGAAGCCCCCGAGGACGAGGGGAACCCAUUUGCCGAGAUUUCGACCAGAGCCCCGGUCGGCGGAAGGCGCGCCGGCCGGAGGAAGAAGCUGCACCGAGCUAUUGAAGCUGCCCGAGAAGCCGCCCGCCAACAAUUUCUCACCAGGGAGUCCAUUUUGCGCCCCAGGAGCGAAAAGAAGGAACUACCCCCGACGACGACGCUGCCACCAAUCCAGGAACCAGAGGGCGGAUUCGAGCAGGUGUUCGUAUUGCCGAUGGCCCGCGGUUUGCAAGCUCGCAAUGGUGAUCACGAAGAUCAACUCCAGCGCGAAUGGGCUAAGAAAAGUGAGGCGGCGAGGAGCUACAGGCAACAUUCUGGACAAGGGGCGCCUAAAGAACAAAAAGAGGCGGCCGAAGAGUACCGCCGACAAAGGGACAAGCUGGCCGGCCCGUCCCCCGCCUCCCAAUACCAAAGUCAAAAAGAAAAGUUGCGCGUAGCUGGAGCGGCAGAAAAUGAGGAGGACUCGAUCGAUAUCCUCGACGCCAUUCAGGAAGAAGAGAUUCGCGAAUCGUUGCACAAGAAUGAGGGCAAGAAACCGAGCACCACCCCCAAGCCUAGCCAAAAGAAGAAGGGCCCCACCUUUCCGACGCUAGCCCCGGAAUUGGAGAUUGAAGAGGUGACGGAAGUGCCGCAAAAGGUUCAGGCCCUGUCCGGAAACCCCUAUCACCAGCUGGACCUUUUCGAACCGACCGUCAUACAACUUCCAAUUCCGCCUACACUUUGGAAAGCCGCCAAACAAAGCCAGGAAUUUAGUAGC